AAUCUAUUGCUUUAAGCUGCAGCAGCUGUGGCUGCUGGCUCCGCCCACCUCAGCUUCCCAACAUGGCGUGGUACUUUACCAUCAGCUCUGGGAGCUAUCGUGGGUCUAUGCUUUUAUCCAAGCAGCGUGUAGCCCAGAAACCUCUUUUUUUGUUUUGUACUAGCAAAGGCUAAAUCCACAAUGUAGCUUAAUGUGCCACUUGCAGAGGCCUCAUUCCCGCCAUACUGCAGGUCGAGCACGUACGCCAGCAACCCGCCAGUAGCUCAAACCGGCAGCUGCCGCUCAUUUGAGAGAGACAAUUAGGAAGCUGUUUUUAGCUCCGUUUUAGAAUCUUUUUUUUUCUCAGGUUUUAGGUGGAAACUCUUGCCACCACGUUGGACGCCAUUUGUUGCUAGAGUUUUCCUGCCUGGCCCACAGUCAGGACAAAUCUCUCUCACCCACCAGUCCCAAGCCGCUUAAACCCGAUCAAAUAAACACAGAGACUUAUAUUGGUUUCAAACUGUAUGGCCGUGGCAGGCUUCUUGCUAACUGUUCUUACAGCUUAAAUUAAUCCAUUUCUAUUAAUCUAUACCUUGCCACGUGGCUUGUGGCUUACCGGUACUUUACAUCUUCCUUAUCCUGAUGGCGGCUGGCAGUGUCUCCCCUCCCAGCUUCCUGUUCUCUCAAUUUUCCUCUCUGUUAGUCCCGCCUAUACUUCCUGCCUGGCCACUGCCAAUCAGUGAUUUAUUCAUUGACCAAUCAGCAACACAUUUGACAUACAGACCAUCCCACAGCAAUGUCUGGCAGCUCACAACUGCCUGUUACUCUAGUUCCGGGGGGUCUGAUGCCUUCAUCUAACUUCUGAGGACAUCCACACUUACAUGUGCGCAUUCCCCUACCACACACAUCUAAUUUAUGAUAAAUACUAUCAAACUGUAGACAUACAACAAUAUCCUCUCCCAUUUCUCAUUUCAUAGUACAGAAUUCUGAGCCACUGCACAGUCAGAGCCUCAAGGUUUCAGUGUGGUACAAAUACUUAGAUCAGAAACACAGGGACAGGCACCCCGAUUGCAGUCGGUACUCACCACCAAUGUUCUGCUGUUUCCAGUUCCGGUGGCUCGAAGUCCUUUUCAAAGAUAAGGAGAAUAAAGAAGUCACCUCCCCAGCUGUCAUCAUCUGGCAGCAGAUUGAGCAAGACUCUUCUGAGCACUGCAGAGAAGAAGGCAGGGAAGCCGCUAACGGCUGUGUGAAUGCCGGCUCAUCUUGGAAUCAAGUACAACAUUCAAAGACUUCUGCAGGAAAAAGGCAGAGUAGAUCCCACCUGGGAAGCAGCCUCCUUGGCGUCUCCCUGCCUGCAGCAGAUAAACUCAUGGAAACCAUUUCCACGGAGGGAAGACAGGAGCGGACUGUGCUCGGCUCCAGGUACCAGGCUGCCUCUGGAAGCAAGCUGUUCCUUGACUUCCAGUCCAUGAAAAUCAUGAAGGAGGGCGCUGACGAGGACAGUGCAAGUGACCUGUCGGACUCAGAAAGAGUGGCCAUCCCUCCUUCCCCAUUCACUCCUCCUGACCUCAACCUUCGAGCAGAAGAGAUAGACCCGCUUUCCUUCAGUCUUCACCCAGACCCGAGCCAGGCAGAACCUGAACACUGCUACCCUGACUUUCUCCCACCCCCUUUCAACUCCUGGGACCUCCAGGAUAUGGCUGUGGUUCUGAACACAGAGUGUAGGAGUGAGGCCCUGCCUCGGGCCACGGGGUUCCUUGGGAAGUACAUAGACAGACUUCUUCAACUGGAGUGGCUGCAAGUCCAAACUGUGCAGUGUGAGAAGGCCCGAGCCGCCAAGGCGAGGCCCCAUGGGGCCUCUGGGGUGCUGAAAAGCCCUCGGCGGGGUAAGCUCCUCACCAGUGCGCUGUCCAAGCCGUUACUGUCCCCAGAAGGGAUUCCAAAGCCAGGCCCUUCUCGAAAGAAAGGUUUUCACCUUGAAGAAGCUCACCCCUCUUACUAUGCAUUUGAGACUUCACCUAGAUCUGUAGAUGCGCCUGGUCGCCCCAGGCUGUGUUCUCAGAAGCAAGCCCCUGAGUCGAGAAUGGAAAAGAAGAAGAAACCAAGUAAGGGUCCCAAGCUUCACCUCGGUGCUCCACCCUGCGCCGAGGGCAACCCUGCAAUGGAAGCCAAUGGUAACAUCCGAAUUCCCAAGCCGUCCCCAGUGCUUCUGGACCCAGUGGACUCCUGUAGGACCUCCAGAACACAAGCACACUCAGACCUGAAGAAAAAGGGAAAUGCAAAUAACUGUGGUCUCCCCUCUUCAUCCAGUGAGAAAAAGCUCAAAACUGGUGGAGCAAAGCAAGGCACAUAUAAGUUAAAGUGACCGCUGAGGUGAAGAGUCUGAAAAGGGGGCUCGCCCCAAAGUGAUGGUGAAUUUGAAUCCAUUUGCCAUCACUGACUCAAGUAGCCGGCUGACUCUCCAGCUACACCCCCCUUCCCCCGCAACACUUACUUUCGGAGGUCUCAGUAAGGCUCAGUAAGCUGUUCUUGGUAGCCAGUCUUAAGCAUUUGAGGGACCAGUAGGUCAGAGUUAACUCAUGUGUCUAUGACACAGAGGAUUGAAACGGCAGUUCCCCUCAGCCAUUGUAGAACUGGCCCCAGUGUCCCUGUCUCUGGAGGAUGGGAAACAGUGUGUACUGCUUUACGUGAGAGAAACCCUGGAGCCUCACAGAAGAAAGGCCCUGCUGGCUCACUGCUGCCUGGUUUUGCAUAAACCCUCAAGCGGAGUUUCUGCUGCUGAGUCUUUGUCUCAUCUGCUGCCCACCCUCCUCCAGGCCUCAGGUCCACUCCGCUUAGGAUCACAUGAGUUUCUAUCCUGAGUGUCAUUUAUCUGAGCCAGUUCCUUGCCAGAGGCAAAGGCAUCUAGAUUGUCUCUCUGGCGCUUUUUAAAAGGCAUUUUAAGUCCAGGGGUAGUGCUGUAGCCUGUUUCCGAGUUCUCUUAACUGAAGUUAAAAUCACUGGUAGGUUUUCCAGAGGGAAGGUCAGCAGGCCCAACCACGGUUGCUGCUGUCUGGUGAGGCAAGAAAGAAUCGUUCUGGCACCUUAGACCUUUGAGGAACCAAGAGCAUUAUGUGGGAAUACUCAAAUAUAAAUUGUUAAGUUACUGACUAGGGACCCAUAUCCUGUUGUUCUGGGUCAAAGCUCAUAGUCUGUUUCCAUUUGUAGGAGCAGGGUUUUCUAAUCAUGCCUGGGGAGGAGCAGACACAUUUGUUCUCUCUCUCUCUCUCUCUCUUUCUCUCUCUCUCUCUCUCUCUCUCUCUCUCUCUCCCUCCCUCCCUCCCUCCCUCCGUCCCUUCCUCUCUCUCUCUCUGUCUCUGUGUGUGUGUGUGUGUGUGUAUCUGUGUGUCUGGAUACUGUCCCAAGUGUUCUUAUCUGCUUGUGGCUUCCUGGCUCUCACAUGGUCGUCUUUUCGGCUGCGUUUGAGUCUUAUCUGCCCCGGGAGCUUUCCGUCCAUGUGUUUCUGCAAACCCUCCCUUGGCUGCAGCUUCUCAGGCAGUGAAACAGCUAUUGGACUUGUAUGGGGCAUCCAUGAUUCUGUUGUUUUUGUUUUGUUUUGUUUUUUCACCUUUGGGGAAAAGGACCAGGGUAGCUUGUUGCAGUUGGAACUCCCACACAGCCACAGGUACCACAGGUGCCACAGGUGCCACAGGUACCACAUGUAAUAGCAGAAGGGUGAGAAAGGUUAUCCUUAAAAACAGUUGCUAAGGUCAAAAUGUCAGGCUCUUAUGUAAGGCCUGAUGUCAGCCAUAUCGAACAACACACAAGCUUUUUUUUCUCUAGACUUUCUUUCAGGACUUUAUUUUCAGAUUCUUUUUGCACUGUCCUCCUGGAGAAAGCACCUUCUCUCCUGCGUUUUUUGUUGUUGUUGUUUGUUUGUUUUUGGUUGUUGUUUGUUUGUUUUGUUUUGCUAGAGACAGAGUUUCUCUCAGUAACAGCUCUGACUGUCCUGGAACUUGCUUUGCAGACCAGGCUGACCUCAAACUCACAGAGAUCCACCUGUCUCUGUGGCCAAAAUAUGUAUACUUUGCAGGCAGCCCACAGAUGCACUGUCCACACUUGCCCAUUGUGUGCACCUUGUUCUGGGAGAACACUGCCACCCUUCACCCCGCCCCACCCCUGAGUGAGGCCCUGUGUGUCCACUUCCCUACUUCUCGGAGCACAGAUGAUUUUUACCAUAACCAGCACCUCUCUUAUUCCUUCUCUAGAUUUUUAUGCAGAUCUUUAGGAAGCUUCAGGGCCAGUAAGUGGAAGCACGACAUAAUAUACACAUAUGUACUUAUAUGCUCCUUGGAGUAGCACUAACCGACUCCCUUUCCUGUCACAUACCUGUGUGGGUGCUCUUAGAGACCCUGACAUGUGAAAGUGAAGUUUCUUUUCCCUUGUGGAUGUGUGUCUGAGCUGAAACUCACUACUAAGGGAUGUAGAGAUGGUGCCUCAUGCAUCUGUUCCCAGCACACUUAAUGGAAGUUGACUCCUAAUCUGGGGACUAGAAUUCCUGUUCCGUGUCUAGAUAGCCCUAGAAGUCUGAAGGCGUGACUUUGUUUACCUCUUUGCCUGAGUUGAUUGUCCAUGUUAAACAGUAUUAUUGGAUAGGACAGAAGUGCUAUUUUACAAUGCAGUUUGUCACAGUUACAGUGACCGCCGUUAAUCAAGCAUAGCUUUCUCUAUGAUCUCUAAGAACAUACCCCAAGCAGGCAAGUGGAGAGCAUUAAACGCUGAACUGUGAACUCAUUCAUUUCAAGGCCAAACCAGAGAAUCCUGCUACAGUGACAAAUCAGUAUACUUCUGGAAGCACCUCUCAUUUCGGAGAUGUUUGCAUAGCCCUCAGAUCCAGCAAACCCAAGAAGAACGUAAGGAAAACAGUACCUCGGACUUAGUGACACUGUGGGUGGAGAAGGGCCACAAAACACUGUAGGUGUCCACUCAUGCCGUGGCUUUGGACUGUUUCCCAGAUGACCAAAGGGCCGAAGAUCUGUAACUGACUUGAAGGUUAUAGAGUUCCUGGCUGUACCAGACUAUGGGGGAGACAAUAGACAUCACUGGUCUUCACAGAGAAGGAAGGUUUGUUCUGAUCCUUUGUCUUCUUGGGGUCAUGUUCUAGAAGGACCUAAGAUCAGCUUCUUACAUGGCUUACACAUUUUUUUUUUCAUUCAUAUACUUGAACAGUUAAGUAGAAGUCUGAACCUUUGGUGGUACUGUAUUCAAAACAACAGUAUUUAUUGUUUAAUUGUGUAAUGUAGAAGGUCCUGUGUGAAGUGGCCUGAAGAUAUUCAGCAUGUUCAUUUGCUGUUGUAAUGAUGUAUGUUUGGUUUUGUAUGUAGCAAAACAGAACUCAUGUAAGUUUUUGUGGACUUGGACUUUUUCUUCCUUGAGACUAAUUAAACAGAACAAAUAUCUA
Peromyscus californicus insignis is the source of this 5419-nucleotide messenger RNA. RefSeq names its product family with sequence similarity 217 member B (gene Fam217b). Lineage: Eukaryota; Metazoa; Chordata; Mammalia; Rodentia; Cricetidae. The transcript is spliced from 3 exons. The record is from RefSeq and is a predicted model, not a curated record. The coding region runs from base 1070 to 2344 and encodes 424 amino acids.